AUGCAAUUUUUACAUAUUUUAAUAGUCACGAUAGCAUGUAAAGAGCUUUAAAUUAAGUAACAAUAAUUCUUAACUAAUGCUGGAUAUCAUGAUGGGAAUAAUUCAGUUUCAUUGUUGUUUCUUUUUGUUUUGGGAUUUUUUCUAAUAAUUUUUUCAGCAGCAUUAUUAUGGUACAAUGAAAGAAGAGAGGCAAUAACAGAAUAUAGAUUAGUGAAUAUGAAAAAAAUAUGUAAAAUUGGAGAUUGUCAUGAAGUCAAUCAAUUAUUGAAUGGUGAACUUGUCCAUAUAUAAGGUAAAAAUAUAGUAAUUAGUAAUAGGAUAAACAACUACAGAUUAAAUUCUAGUAGAUAAUGAAUUUGAAAUAUCUUUAAGUGGUUGUAUAAAAUUAAAACGAUAUGUUGAAUAACUUCAAUUUGUAAGAAUAGAACAUAAACAUAAAAAAAGUGAAACAACAUACACAUAUGAUUUAAGAUGGAAAGCUGAUUAAGUUUGUAGUGCUGAAUAUCCUCCUGAAUACUAAAAUAAACCAUAUCUUUGGUUAGUAAAAUCAUAAGAUAAAUUAAAUCCAGAUGUAAAAUUAGGAGCAUUUACUUUAUCUGAAUCAUUAAAGCAAGGUUGUAAUAAUUUUUAAUAUUUGCUUCCAGAUGAUGCUUAAUUGUAAGCAGCUACAAAAUUAUUUGGAAAAAAAUUUCGUCAUAUGUACUUUAAAAUAAUUAUAUUAUAGAAAUAUCAAUUAAAAAGAUCUUUAUUUAUAAUAACAUGCAUUUUAAAAAACAGUUGGAGAUCUUAGAGUUUCUUUUGAAAAUGUUUUAUGUGGUAAUACAACAGUAGUUUCAAAAUAAAUAAAUAAUACAUUUAUUCCUUAUGUUAUAAAAGAUAAAUGGUUAUCUGAAAAGAGUCUUCAUCCAGAUGAAAUGGAUGAAGAUGAAGGAUGUUGUGAUUUUUGUUAAAAAGUUGCUAAAUUAGCUAAAGCAGCUAAAGAACCAUUAAAAAAAAUUGAUUGGAUUAGAGAAAAAGNCAAUGCAAAAAAGAAAUCACGGAAAUACAUAUUUCAAAAUUAUUUUUGUUAUUUUUCUAAGUAUUAUUCAUAUAAAUCUAUUAUCUCUUCAUUUUUUAUAUAAAUUCCAACUUCUCUUUUUAUAUAAAUUAAAUAAAUCUUUGCAUUAGGAAACACAUUAGUACUUUAGCUUUUAGAAAAUAAAAAUGAGUUUCUAUGUUAAUUUGAAAAUAAGUAGUAUAUUUGUUCAUACAUUAAUAUCAUAUAUUUUAUGCAAUUUUUACAUAUUUUAAUAGUCACGAUAGCAUGUAAAGAGCUUUAAAUUAAGUAACAAUAAUUCUUAACUAAUGCUGGAUAUCAUGAUGGGAAUAAUUCAGUUUCAUUGUUGUUUCUUUUUGUUUUGGGAUUUUUUCUAAUAAUUUUUUCAGCAGCAUUAUUAUGGUACAAUGAAAGAAGAGAGGCAAUAACAGAAUAUAGAUUAGUGAAUAUGAAAAAAAUAUGUAAAAUUGGAGAUUGUCAUGAAGUCAAUCAAUUAUUGAAUGGUGAACUUGUCCAUAUAUAAGGUAAAAAUAUAGUAAUUAGUAAUAGGAUAAACAACUACAGAUUAAAUUCUAGUAGAUAAUGAAUUUGAAAUAUCUUUAAGUGGUUGUAUAAAAUUAAAACGAUAUGUUGAAUAACUUCAAUUUGUAAGAAUAGAACAUAAACAUAAAAAAAGUGAAACAACAUACACAUAUGAUUUAAGAUGGAAAGCUGAUUAAGUUUGUAGUGCUGAAUAUCCUCCUGAAUACUAAAAUAAACCAUAUCUUUGGUUAGUAAAAUCAUAAGAUAAAUUAAAUCCAGAUGUAAAAUUAGGAGCAUUUACUUUAUCUGAAUCAUUAAAGCAAGGUUGUAAUAAUUUUUAAUAUUUGCUUCCAGAUGAUGCUUAAUUGUAAGCAGCUACAAAAUUAUUUGGAAAAAAAUUUCGUCAUAUGUACUUUAAAAUAAUUAUAUUAUAGAAAUAUCAAUUAAAAAGAUCUUUAUUUAUAAUAACAUGCAUUUUAAAAAACAGUUGGAGAUCUUAGAGUUUCUUUUGAAAAUGUUUUAUGUGGUAAUACAACAGUAGUUUCAAAAUAAAUAAAUAAUACAUUUAUUCCUUAUGUUAUAAAAGAUAAAUGGUUAUCUGAAAAGAGUCUUCAUCCAGAUGAAAUGGAUGAAGAUGAAGGAUGUUGUGAUUUUUGUUAAAAAGUUGCUAAAUUAGCUAAAGCAGCUAAAGAACCAUUAAAAAAAAUUGAUUGGAUUAGAGAAAAAGUAUGGUCCAAAAACAAAGUAUUUUAAAUGGAAUUAAGUAAAAAUGCAGCUUUGACUUAUAAAAUAAGGUUCUUAGGCUAUAUUUUAAUGGUAUUUACUUAUUUAUUAUUAUAAGGUUAUUGGGUUACUAUUUUUAUUUUACCCAAUUAUUUGGCUUUUUUCAUUAUUGCCUUUGAUUGGAUAAUUUACGGCUGCAUUUUUGUUUGUUAUUUUUUUGGGAGUGAGUAUGAUAAUCUCAUUACCUGUUUGUUUACUUAUUGCUUUGGUUGCUUGGGUGAGAUACCAUAUAUUUUACGCGAUAAUAAAUUUUUUUGGUCUAGCCAUAGUAUUAUUCACAGUUUCUUUAUUUGCAGGAGGAAUCUAUUAUUGAUAAAAAUAACAUGAAUCAAUAAUUAUGAUUGAG
This is a messenger RNA of Paramecium sonneborni, 2687 nucleotides long. The record is from the annotation of a GenBank genome assembly. Lineage: Eukaryota; Ciliophora; Oligohymenophorea; Peniculida; Parameciidae.